Messenger RNA from Sodiomyces alkalinus F11, 670 nucleotides. RefSeq lists its product as hypothetical. Lineage: Eukaryota; Fungi; Ascomycota; Sordariomycetes; Glomerellales; Plectosphaerellaceae. The transcript has a single exon. The coding region runs from base 432 to 668 and encodes 78 amino acids. The record is from RefSeq and is a predicted model, not a curated record.
UUUUUUUUUUUUUUUUUUUUUUUUUUUUUUUUGGCUUGGUCGAGUUGAACAUGGCCUAGCCACUGGAUGAGAAAGCAAAGGAAAGCAACGCGAGACUGGGUGCCGAAAGACACCUAUGAUGUAGCCGCUUCCAAAUGUCAUUAAAUCCAGAAAAUAUCAGGCGAAGAGAAAUACAGAGCCGACCCAGCGCUCUUUUUAGUCCGGAAAUGUCAAGACACUCACGGAGACACAGCACUUCGACCACCAAUACCCGUAGCCCGUGGUGUCCAGAAGAACAAUAUAUUACCUACGAGCCCCCAUCGUCCUCAAAGGGGAAAAGAAGACCAUCCAGCGAACAGCGUGCAUGACUGCGACCCUGACGUCCAAAGCAUGCAUAUUGCCCCCACGCCUCAGUCCCUUGUCGCUGAUAUGCCGUGGAGGGGGAGAAAAACAUGCUUUGGAAAAUUAAAGGGGCUAGCUUUGCCAUCGCUGUCGAGGCUAUUAUCACCGUGUCAUCCGCACGACGCAGCCCUGAGUUCGCCCUGCCGCCAAAUGAACCUCCUUUCCCCCCUUCCGCUGCGACCAUUUUGUUGGCCAGGGAUGAAAAGGAGAAAAAAGACACAACAAACACGAGGUCAGUUUUGUCGGGGGAAAACCAGCACCUCCCUCAUCUCCCAGAACCAGAAUAAUG